GGCCUUUAGCUGCCUUUGCCGCGUAGCUGUAUCUGUGCCAAGUUAUUGUUGGCUGUGCUGAACAUUUAUAUAAGCAUGUUCUUGUAUGAAUCUAUUUUGCAAGCUGAUAGCAUACUGUUUGAAAUUAAUGAACAUUAGAUUUUAGAGGGGGUGGAGGUGAAUCUAAGCCUUCAACAACACAGGUCAAAAUACACAUUACCAAAGAUUGAAGGGUCAUUUCUCACAUACACAAACAUUGGUUAUACACAAUAAUACACAAAAUGGUUUCUGAAAAGCCGGAAUAAAGGAACAAUAGAGGAUUAUAAAGCAUGAGUAUUUUAAAUUAAACUUUCUAACCAUAACCCUACAUUGUAAAUGCAAUUGAUGGAUGUAUUUGGCUCUUUGGUAUAUAAAUGGACAUGAAAAAGAUAAAACUAUAAAAUUACAUUUAAAUUAAUAGUUUGUAUGAGAGCAAAAAUAAACAUUACAAUUACAAUAUAAACAUUUCAAAUCUGUUAAAAAAUCUGAAAGUUAGCAUGAAACAUAAAUUAACAUGAAUUUAUUAUUAUUUAUGAGAACAUAUUCAACAGAAACAAAUGUUUAUUAUUGCUAUCGCUUCGUUAGUCCUCGAAUUUACGAGCUGCACCUGAACGCUCCGCGGGACGCACGCAGUCACAGGUAGCCUUUCCGGGCCUGUGAUUGGUCGACGGACUGUCAGUUCCCAAGCACGCCUGUCAAACACAGCCAAUCAGCUUGCGUGUUGUUGGCCUGUCCACCGGUUCGCCGGGUCGGCUUCGCACAGGUUUUUCAGCUGGGGGGGAAGAAGAAAAAAAAAAAAUAGGGGAAGCAACUGGCGAGAGAGGGCAACGUCGUCCGCGCGCGCUGCCAUGGACCUCAGGGACAAUGUCGAGACGGGCGAGACGGAGAACCACACGGAGCUUUUCUACGUGCCGAUCCCGGACGAGGCGCCGUGCAAAGGGGAGCAGGAGAAGCUGUCCGGCGUCGUCAAGAACGUCCACAGAAAACUGCGCAGGAAAUACAGAGAGGUGGGUGAUUUUGAUAAGAUCUGGCGCGAGCACUGUAAAGAUGAGCAGACGCUGAGCGAGUACGCCCUCGCCAUGAAGAACCUUGCCGACAACCACUGGACCAAGAACUGCGAGGGAGAGGGACGCAUCGAAUGGUGUCGCAGUGUCUGUCAGGAAUAUUUUUUGCACGGCGGGAUGAAAAGGAUGGUACAAAAGGAUGAAAAAAGUGCCGCGCUUACCAUGGGUCUGAGCACAGAUUCUGUAAGUGUCCAACCGUACGGGACCAUCCCCAGUUCUAUUUCUCAUUUGGGGAAAAUGCGCCUUCUUGAUGUGGGAAGCUGCUUCAACCCUUUCUUGAAGUUUGAUGAAUUCCUCACAGUUGGGAUCGACAUAGUGCCUGCAGUCGAGAGUGUGUACAAGUGUGACUUCCUCAACCUUCAGCUCCAGCAGCCUCUCCAGCUGGCGAGCGACGCGGUCGAGGCCUUCCUCCGCCAGCUCCGCAACCCCAUCGACACGCUGCCCGCCCAGCUGUUCCACGUGGUGGUCUUCUCCCUGCUGCUGUCCUACUUCCCCUCGCCGUACCAGCGCUGGAUCUGCUGCAAGAAGGCCCACGAGCUGCUGGAGCUGCGCGGCCUGCUGCUCAUCAUCACGCCCGACUCCUCCCACCAGAACCGCCACGCCCUCAUGAUGCGGAGUUGGCGCGUCGCGGUGGAGUCUCUGGGCUUCAAGCGGUACAAAUACGUCAAGUAUUCCCACAUGCAUCUCAUCGCCUUUCGCAAGGUGUCCCUGGCCACCACCAGCGACCUGGUGUCCCGCAACUACCCGGAGAUGCUCUACAUCCCUCAGGACUUCCACUCCAACGAGGAGGAGGAGGAGUGCGCCGACGUGCCCGUGCAGGUGCGCUCCGAGUUCGAGGACGACCAGAUGGCGUGGGGCUUCACGGAGCUGCCCGACACGCCCUACGACUCCGAUUCCGGGGAGAGCCAGAGCAGCUCGGUGCCGGGCUUCCACGAGCUGGAGGACCCCAUCCUGCUUCACAGCUAGGCUGAGCCGGCUCCCCCACCCCCGACCCCCUCACCCCCCCCUUCUCAUGUUACCGUACGUAACUGUCACCUCCCCUACAACUGCUGCGCUGCCAAAUUUAAACCUGCUGCAUUCUUCCCCCCAUUUCUCUGCCCUCUUUUCAAAACAAUGCAGUUUGCACAGUGCGAAAGUUUACAGAUUAUUGACUCGUAUCCACACUCCUCUGGGAGCACACACACACACACACACACACACACACACACACACACACACACACACACACACACACACUCCCCCCCCCCCCCCCCCCCUAGUUGCAUAGACACAGACACACUGAGAUGGAUAUAUUUUGAUAAAUAUCUAGGUUUUUUAAAGAGUUGCAAAGUGAAUGCCCCGAAGAUGUCUCAAACUCCUUUCUCCUGGAUGCCCAUGCAAUCUUCCAAUCAGCUCUUAAUAACAAAAGUCAGCUUGUCUGUACGUGUGUCUCUAUUUCAAUGAGCUGUCUGAGCGGCAGGCGGGUUAGUG
Messenger RNA from Pungitius pungitius (ninespine stickleback), 2552 nucleotides. It is a transcript of the gene samtor, whose product is annotated as base methyltransferase of 25S rRNA 2 homolog. The coding region runs from base 867 to 2048 and encodes 393 amino acids. Gene Ontology annotation, biological process: negative regulation of TORC1 signaling. The record is from RefSeq and is a predicted model, not a curated record. The transcript has 5 exons. Lineage: Eukaryota; Metazoa; Chordata; Actinopteri; Perciformes; Gasterosteidae.